GUGGAUGGGUUGAAAGUUUGGGGAAGGAUUGAUUGAGAGUUUGGCAGUGCCGUAGAUGGUUGGGAGUUGAGUGCCCGGCCGCCUGAAGGCUGCAGAGGGAUCGGAAGCGAUGGACGGGGCGGUCACUAUCAUCCUGCUCUCUCUGGCAAUGUUCGGGGGUUGCCUGCUCCUGGGACUGAUCCCUUUAACCGUCAGACUGCCUCAGGAGAAGCUGAAGUUUGUGACAGUGCUGGGAGCAGGAUUACUCUGCGGGACAGCUCUGGCCAUCAUUAUUCCUGAGGGAAUCGAGCUGCUGCUGGGUGAUCUCAUGGCAGAUCAGCGCAGGAAUAUAUCACAGAGUCAAGUUCUCAUGGAAAUCCAGGUGUCUGAUGGAAAACAGGCUGGCACAAAACAGUUUGCACCCCCUCAUUUCAUCAUUGGCAUCUCCCUUGUCAUGGGCUUCCUUCUGAUGUUCAUUGUUGAUCAGGUCGGCAACUGCAUUGCAUGGCAAGGAGAACCAAGGACAGGCCCGGGUGCUGGCUCCAGUCUCACUGCAACACUCGGCCUGGUUAUUCAUGCUGCAGCGGACGGUGUGGCUCUUGGUACUGCAGCAGGAUCAUCCCAGAUCUCUCUCCAAGUCAUUGUGUUCUUUGCCGUUAUCCUUCACAAGUCUGGAUAUUUUCAGGCUCCUGCAUCAUUUGGUUUGGUGUCGUAUCUGAUGCAUGCAGGUCUAGAGAAGCGGCAGAUUCAGAAACACCUAUUCGUAUUCUCCCUGGCAGCACCGCUCCUCGCCAUCACCACCUACUUUAUAGUCAGCAAGAGUAGCGUGGGCUCGCUGCACCAGACCAAGGCCACCGGCAUCGGGCUGCUCUUCUCCGCCGGGACAUUUCUGUAUGUUGCAUCUGUACACGUGUUGCCUGAAGUCAGCAGCCAAAGUCACCAUGGGGUCACCAACGGCAAUGGCAAGAAGGGCCUAGGUGUUCUAGAGAGCCUGACACUAAUUGUGGGCUGCAUGAUUCCAGUUUUCUUGUCGCUGGGACUUCACGAUGCAUAAGUAGAAUUGGAACCUUGUCUUGCAUCACCAGCCCCCAUUUUCCACCAGGGUGAGCUUUACCUCAAGCGAGAUGCAGAAGGCCUCAGCCCCUUGUGACAAUGAUACAUGCAGACAUCGGAAGUGGGGACAAGGUUAAACUAAUAUCUUUCAAAAUUAAUGAGACCAAGGAGCAUUUUUUGUUGAGUAAUGGGUAUUCUAUUAUUGGAGUGUGGAGUUUUGAGGCAUGAGACACAAUGGGAUUGGGGUGGGGGUUGGGAU
Carcharodon carcharias (great white shark) is the source of this 1291-nucleotide messenger RNA. Its product is annotated as zinc transporter ZIP9. Lineage: Eukaryota; Metazoa; Chordata; Chondrichthyes; Lamniformes; Lamnidae. The transcript is spliced from 7 exons. The record is from RefSeq and is a predicted model, not a curated record. The coding region runs from base 110 to 1033 and encodes 307 amino acids. Gene Ontology annotation, cellular component: membrane. Gene Ontology annotation, molecular function: metal ion transmembrane transporter activity. Gene Ontology annotation, biological process: zinc ion transport; transmembrane transport.